Acipenser ruthenus (sterlet) is the source of this 2165-nucleotide messenger RNA. Its product is annotated as STE20-related kinase adapter protein beta-like. The transcript has 13 exons. Gene Ontology annotation, molecular function: protein kinase activity; ATP binding; protein serine/threonine kinase activator activity. Lineage: Eukaryota; Metazoa; Chordata; Actinopteri; Acipenseriformes; Acipenseridae. Gene Ontology annotation, biological process: protein phosphorylation. The record is from RefSeq and is a predicted model, not a curated record. Bases 661 to 1929 code for a protein of 422 amino acids.
AUAUUCUUGCCCACCCCUUUCUGUCUGGCAGCACGCUCUGUUUUGCAGCAGCUGCCGCUUCAUCGCAGCACUUCGCAGAAUCUGCGCGGUCUGUGCAGCCGCUGAAGGCUAUGGCUGCGUGACAUAGUGACGGCUUUUCCGAAAUAGAAAGAGUUUUGCGCAGAAUCAAGCAAACCAAAGGGAGAGGGAGUGUUGAAAAACCGAUUUUCUUUCUGUCAUUCUGCAUCGACACAAGAUUGGUUUCGACCGGAAUUUCUCAUUCGACGCGUGUGGGCAGUCCGACUUAAAUUUCGUCAUUAACUGGAGUCACAAAGGUGAUUUUGUGUGUGUGUGUGUGUAUAUAUAUAAAAUUUCAGAAACUGUCCCUCUAAAUGACUUCAGGCGAUGGUGUUACAGGUCAGCUGAGAGUUACGACGACAAUCUUCUGUUCUGCAACAACUUUCGAAGUUAAAUAUGAAGCUGUAUGAACACGGAAUUGUUUCCUAAUUUAACUUAUUCCAGGCAAAUGUAAACGAACAUAAGAAGGCGCCUUCGAGAAAAUAUACAUAUUCAGUAUAAGUGAGAACUGCGUCACAUCGACUUUAACAUGACAUUUGUAAGGCCUCUUUACGAAGGAUAAAUGUACAGUAAUGUAAAGCAUUGAGACACUAAGAGGAUUCCAUGUCUUUCUUGGACUGUUCCUGUAUUUCACACACAUCAGUUGAAAAUAUCAGUGUAGAGGACCAUUACGACACAGUCAGUCAUCACUAUCUGACCAAUGAGCCAGCAGCAUGUUACCGAUCAAAAACACCUCCCAAUGAUGACAUGACUGUGCACUCCACUGAUAUCAGCCACUACCAACUUCUCUCUGAGCUGGGGAGGGGGUUCUUUGACAUCAGUGUGGUGUGCUUGGCUAGGCACAGACCCACAGGGACCCUAGUGGCUGUCAAGCAGACAAAUCUCGACAACUGUACAGAAGAACAACUAGGGGUCUUACAGAAUGAGGUGCUGCAGACUCGGCUGUUCCACCACCCCAACAUCCUGACCUCCCGGAUAGUAUUUACCUCCUCUAGCAAACUCUGGGUCAUCAGUCCUUUGAUGGCAUAUGGCUCUGCAGCUUGUCUUGUGAAGAAGUAUUUCUCUGAUGGAAUGAGUGAAUCACUCAUUGCCUUUAUUCUUUAUGGAGUAUUAAAGGGUCUUGACUACUUGCACAGGAUGGGCUACAUUCACAGGAGUGUUAAAGCCAGUCAUAUUCUGCUGUCUGGAGAUGGGCGUGUCUACCUGUCUGGUCUACACAGUCUGUACAGCAUGGUGAGAGAUGGGAAGAGGUCGGAGGUUGUGUACGAUGUACCAGAGCAGAGCUCCACUGUGCUUCCUUGGCUGAGUCCAGAGCUGCUCCGACAGGAUCUGCACGGCUAUGAUGUGAAGUCAGAUAUCUACAGUCUGGGCAUUACUGCUUGUGAGCUAGCCACUGGGAGAGUUCCUUUUCAGGACAUGCACCCAACAUUGAUGCUGCUGCAGAAGCUCAAGGGGUCGCACUGCUGUCUGCUGGAUAUCCACCCGUUGCCCUUGGAGGUGCUGGGGCUGAAAGUCUCCCGCUCCGGAGUGGAUUCUGGGAUAGGGGAGAGUGUGGCUGCCUCCAGCAUUAUGCGAACUAUGACUCGAGAGAGACCACAGAGUCCAGCACCUAAAAACUUCUCUGUGCUCUUCCACAACCUCGUCGAGUUGUGUCUACAGCAUGAUCCAGAAAAACGACCCUCUGCAAGGUCCCUGUUAACCCAUGCCUUUGUGAAACAGGUGAAAAGACACACCAAAGAGUCCUUCCUCACCCUCUUGCACCCUGCUGUGCCACUGAAUGAUCCUCAAGUACUGGCAAAGGCUGCGCAGACUGUAGCAGGGCAAGAUUCUACUACCUCUCCCGAUGGAACAGCUGGAGCAUGGGAAUUCUAAUAGGACGAUCCACAAUAAAAAUCCCUAGAUGUGCCAAUCCCCAACAGCAAUGAGCUAUAUUGCAAGUUAAUCAGAGUACAGACACUAGUGUUUUUUAUUGCUGUUUCUACUGCAAUCUAUUAUUAUUUAACAUUUUUAAAAAGUGAAAUAUGUUUAUGCAACUCAACACAUUUACACCUUUGAUCAUUCACAUCCAUUAUUAAGGAUUUGUGAAAAGGGGGGUGUGUGUAAAUGUG